This is a messenger RNA of Pseudonaja textilis, 2835 nucleotides long. Lineage: Eukaryota; Metazoa; Chordata; Lepidosauria; Squamata; Elapidae. The record is from RefSeq and is a predicted model, not a curated record.
GGCGGGCGAGGUGGGUCUUGUUUUCCUUGUGGGGGUUUCAAAGAACGGCAGUUGAGGAGCGGCGUUAACGGUUGUUGGGCAGCCGGGAAGGCAGCGCGGGCGAGGCGGUGGCGAGGUAAAUUCAUGAACAUUUUGAAGCAAUAUUACUUGCUAGAAGAUAUUAAAGAAGAAUCUGUUUUAAACCACCUUUAUACUAGGAUCCUCCAUUUCCAAGCUGGCUAAAGAGGAGCAAAAGGAACCUUUUCCAGGUAUGUAUACUGAUACAUGAACAAAUUAACCCCUGGCAUACUGAUAGAUAGUAUUAUUUAUUCAAAGACAUCCAGACCAUGCCUUUGAUUAAGCAAUGCCAUUUAUCGGGACUCCCAAAAGAAUUCCUUCUACGGCAUGGUGUUCUGGAAUGAGUCCGAGGGGCUCCAAUCCUGAUGGCAUUCCAGAGAGCCUUAAAGACCUGAUCCUUCUCCCAGUCAUGGGCUAGACUGGUGAGUAUAUGAUAAUGCUUAUCUUCUUGGCUAGUUCUGCCAUCUUGUUAUUGUUGUCCUUUUCCUAUAUUUGUUAUUAUUAUAUUGUGAACUCCCAGAGUUGAUUGAAGUCAGGCAGCAUGAGAUUUUUUAAAGCUGUUCUAAGUUGUUAAGGGAGGUGUUGCUUAAAAAGAAAAGGAAAACAAAACAAAAAAACCCAAAUUGAUUGAAAGUGCAUUAUUUUGCUAUCAUUAUUUAGAAAAUAGGUAGGUAUUGCAAAGUCACAAGUUAUUUUAAAGGAAAACUGAAAUUCCGAUAAUUACUGAAUUUGCAGCGGGGGGGGGGGAGGACUUAAACAGCACUGACAAAUAAAUAACAAGUACAGUACUAUUGUACAUUCCUUCUUAGACCUACAUAUGCCUUCAGAAAUAAACUCCAUCCUUGCUGUUUAGAAUAAUUGCAGACACUUAUCAAGCUGUUGGGAGCUACUACACCCCACUUACUUGCCCAGUCUAGGCACAUAGACUUCUUGCUUUGUGACCCUGAGGUCUACCCUCCCACCUCAAAAAGAAAAAAAAACCAAACCCCCAAAUCAUCUCUAGGAGAGGAAGGGAUUGGGGUGAAUAUGCCUUUGCUGAAAAAGUUGGGUUUGGGAUGUGCAGUAGAUGUGUUUCAGUCUAUGUGGCCAGAGGAGCUGGGGAGGGGCAGCCUUCACAAUGUGGCACAAAGGAUGGAGUUUUCCAAACAAAUAAGUUGACCUGAUAGAGAUGGAGUUGAUAAAUAAGUAUGAGUUGUAAGGCAUUUAUGACUUAGCAGACCACAAACCUAGCUUGGUAUCUUUUUUCCAGAAUUCAUAACUACCCCAAUUGAGAGAAGCAAUGCAAGCCUUGAUGCAACCCAACCGAUACAGAUGGAACUCUAUGAACAGGGAAGAACGGCUCAAAGAAGCUGCCAUGGACUUUAUUCGCAUGUGUGCAGAACAGGGUGAUGGUGAUAGCCCAAGACAGCUUCAAAUGGCCCCUCAACUGGACCCCUACCCGAGAGCCUCAGUGGCCUCAGUGGCCAGACCUAUGCUUCCUGCAAUGAUCAGGCAAGGUCAGACUGAAUCCAGCUUCCAGUCAGACAACCUCAAGAAUUCCAGAGUUUCAAAGAAACCUGUGAUGAAAAGGAAAGUUCUGAGGCGAACACCUGACGGAGAAGUGCAGGUGACAGAUGAAUCUAUCACUAGUGAGACAGAAUCCAGUAAUCCAAGUGUUCAACAAUCCAGUCCUGAAUGUGAGAAUUUAAAUCAGAGAAUGAAUCUUCAGGAGGAGGAGGAACAGUGUAAUGAGGAGAACCAGCCCCAAAGUUCCCCUGGGUCAGUCUGUUCCUGGAGUCCUUCAGAGGAAAGCCAGAAUCAGUGUUCCAGAAGAGAGAGCCAGAGCCUCAGCUCUUCGUCCUUUGAGCAAGACUUCAUCCUAACUGGCCACCCCAAGUCUUUCAUAUUACCAAAGUUGGAGCAGCUCAAUCGGAACAGAAUGAAGACCGAUCGGGUUGCCCGUUACCUGGAACACAAGCACGACUGGGAAUCCCUGCGGCUUCCAGGAGAAGACCCCAGGAAAGGGGUGCGCUGGAGCAUUCGGGAACAGAUGCUCUACAAGUCAGAAUUGCCUCCUAAGGCUCAGCCUGUUUAUAUCCCCAACACCUAUCUGGUGCCUACAGAGAAGAAGAGAUCUGCCCUGCGCUGGGGAAUACGCUGUGACUUGGCAAACGGUGUGGUGCCUAGAAACAUCUACUCCUAAGAACCUGGAAUCUUUAAAUGUCAUACACAGAAGAACUUAGUAGAUCCCAAAGAGCUAGCUACCUCAAAUAUGCAGCUAAGCUCCUUUUAUUUCUUUCCAAUUCCAAACCCUACCCAUUUAAUCUUAAGAUCUAUCUUGAAUCUGAAUGCCUAUUUUCUUGCAAAAGAUUUUUUAAAAGCUACGAUUGUCUCAGAUCAUAUUAUUUGAAUGUAAAUAUUACCUUAUAAAAGGCAGGCAAAAAAUGAAUCAAAAUCUACUGAAGUAUAGUCAAGAAAAAGGAUCCUUCCCCCACCCCAAGAUACUUCACAAACAUUCCCUCUUUGAACUUUUAAAAAGUUUUAACUUCUGGAUGUAUAGAUUAAAUUAAAUUUAUGAAGUGAAAUGAUGAUUGUAUUCUUUCCAAGGGUAAGCUUCAGUUCUUCUGCUUUUCAUCAUGCACUAGAGUUGCUGUUUGGAGCUAUAGAAGUAAACUUUUCUCUGUGAUGAGAUUAACAGGUAUACUUCCUUGUAUAUGAAAGUUCUGUUUUACAGAUACAUGUCCAGAAUGCAGGAUAUUUUCUUCACUGAUUUUUAGCAAUAUACUUCCCACACACAGA